Molecule: messenger RNA, 6866 nt
Organism: Cephus cinctus (wheat stem sawfly)
Lineage: Eukaryota; Metazoa; Arthropoda; Insecta; Hymenoptera; Cephidae
Gene: Cirl
Product: latrophilin Cirl
Exons: 15
Coding region: 144-3833 (1229 amino acids)
Biological process (GO): adenylate cyclase-activating G protein-coupled receptor signaling pathway; cell surface receptor signaling pathway; negative regulation of angiogenesis
Cellular component (GO): membrane
Molecular function (GO): carbohydrate binding; G protein-coupled receptor activity
Source: RefSeq, a predicted model, not a curated record
ACACGGCGUACGAAUGCGAGGGUAAGACGCUGCGGAUAGAAUGUGCCGAAGGCGAGCUGAUCCACCUGAUAAGAGCGAAUUACGGAAGAUUUUCGAUAACAAUAUGCAACGAGCACGGUAACACAGACUGGAGUGUCAACUGUAUGUCGCCUAAGUCAUUCCGUGUUUUGUACAACAAGUGCAAUCAGCAACAGAAUUGCAGCAUCAUCGCCUCGACGUCACAAUUCGGAGAUCCGUGUCCGAAUACGCUCAAAUAUCUCGAAGCGCAUUAUCAAUGCGUGUCUGCUGCUACUACGACCAUGACGUCACGUCCUAGUCCACCCUGGUUGAUAACUUCUCAACCUAGCGUAUGGACCACGGCUAAACCGACAGUUAGGCCACCUUCUAGAAUAACCACUGCACCAGCUCCUCCAGCGCCUCCAGCGCCAUCUACACCGACGCCACCUAUAACCACGACGCCAAGUUCGACGAUAUCUACGACAAGUACGACCACACCUAAACAGAAUGUUGAUGAAUUCGUUGAACAAGCUAACGAGGAACAGAUGAACGGACAUGGACCACCGCUUCCUCCUCUUGUGCCAGAAACUACUCAGACGACGACGACCUCGUCGUUCGUGCCUUGGAGAACCAGUCGCAGAACCACGGUACCCAGUACUCUUUACACAGAGUCGAGCUCCAAUGGCCAAUGGUACGAUUACGGAAGACAAGUAUGUCCUCAAGUAGCUGCCAGGAACCUCUUCUGGAAUACAACUAGGGCUGGUAACGUUGCAGUUCAAAGUUGUCCAGGUGGUGCAAACGGUUUGGCGCGUUGGAGAUGCGUUGCCCGUGGAGAUUCGGCCGUCUGGUACAGAGAGACUCCAGACCUGAGCGAAUGUCGGUCGGUCUGGUUAACGUCCUUGGAGAACAGGGUGAUCGAUGGCGACGUAAUCCUUGGGAUCAGCAGUGAUCUAUCUCAGGUGACAAACAACAGCCGAGUCCUGUACGGCGGCGAUAUGAUGAUCACAACGAAGAUCAUCAAGAACAUGGCUGAGAAAAUGGCACAAGACAUCAGGACGUACGAGGAUCGCAGGCAACGAGAAGUCAGCGUGACGGAAUUACUGCAGGGAGUAGUCAGGACCGGAAGUAACUUGCUGGACAAGGCACAGAUGGCAUCCUGGAAGGAUCUAAGUCAUCAGGAACAAAUGAGAGUCGCCACGUCUCUUCUGAUAGGCCUGGAGGAAAAUGCAUUCCUCCUGGCAGACACCCUGAGCCACGAAAGAACAAUAGUUCACAAAGGAAAGAACAUACUGAUGGAGGUUCGCGUCCUAGAAACUCGCAAUAUCGACAACGACCUGGAAGUCUUCCCUACAGAAGCAGCCCGUGAAAGCUGGGCUGCCUCGAACGACCGUGUAGAACUGACCCGGGGUGCACUUCUCGGGAAUAGCGAAGGCGGAAUCGUACGAUUGGUCUUCAUGGCCUUCGACAGACUGGAAGAAAUCCUACAGCCCCAGGCUGAAGUCCCGUCCGUAGUAAUGAACGACGAUCCUCAGCCAAGUCCAAAGAAAAAUACAAGCAGGAUAUUGAACAGCAAAGUGAUCUCGGCGUCUCUGGGAAAGGGCAGACACAUACAGUUAUCCGAACCUGUCAGAUUGUACUUCAAGCAUCUCAGUGUGGAGAAUGUCACGAAUCCAACCUGUGUCUUCUGGGACUACGUCAUGAGUGCUUGGUCUGAGGAAGGAUGUCAUAUACGUAUCACCAACAAUACACAUACUGUAUGCGAGUGCAAUCACCUUACAAACUUUGCCGUCCUGAUGGACGUUCACGCUAUAAAACUGGACAUAGCCCAUCAGGUCGCCUUGCAGAUUAUCACUUACAUCGGCUGUAUCGUAUCCGUCAUUUGUCUCGUACUGGCUAUUCUCACGUUCCAACUAUUCAGAGGACUCAAGUCCGACCGCACCACCAUCCACAAGAACCUCUGCGUCUGCCUGCUAAUUGCCGAAGUCUUAUUCGUAUGUGGAAUCGGACAAACCAAUCAGAGGAUAGUAUGCGGGGUUGUAGCUGGACUUUUACAUUUCUUCUUCCUCUGCGCCUUCGCCUGGAUGUUCCUCGAAGGAUUCCAAUUGUACGUAAUGCUGAUCGAGGUAUUCGAGGCUGAAAAAUCCAGGCUACGGUGGUACUACUUGAUAGCCUAUGGGGCACCUUUGUUGGUUGUUGCUAUUUCUUGCAUAAUCGAUCCACUCAGUUAUGGAACUGAUCGCUACUGUUGGCUACGAGCUGACAAUUAUUUCAUCUUUAGCUUCGUGGGACCCGUGAUACUUGUCAUUUUGGCAAACUUGGUGUUCCUGUCAAUGGCUAUCUACAUGAUGUGUCGACAUGCGAAUACUACAGUCUCAAUGAAAAGCAAGGAACAUUCACGACUAGCUAGUGCAAGUGGAAAGGAAGAGAAUGCUCUUCCCAACAAAUUGCAAGCGCACUUGGCCUGGUUACGCGGUGCGAUCGUUCUCGUAUUUCUUCUGGGACUUACGUGGACAUUCGGGCUACUCUACCUGAAUCAAGAAUCUGUCGUGAUGGCGUACAUCUUCACUGUAUUAAAUAGUCUUCAGGGCCUGUUUAUCUUUGUGUUCCAUUGCGUUCAGAAUGAGAAGGUUCGAAAGGAAUACCGGAAGUUCAUACGACGUCACUCCUGGCUACCAAAGUGUCUGAGGUGCUCGAAAACCGUGAGCGGAAGUUCCGGCGGUACGUCCGGUACCAGCGGAGCCGCGGCCGGUGCCAACGGCGGCAAGGACUUCACUUCCCACAACACGUCCUCGAAUCCGUCGGCGCCGACGACGGACAGCUCGGGAUUGUCGCCGCACGCUGCCACCAAUUACUUGGUGUCCGGGCGAGGUUGGGCGACUACCGAUAAGCAGCCGGCAGUGCCGGCCACAGCAGUCGCUAUGCCCCGUGAAUCCUCUUCAUCAGAGGCGCAUAUCGUGGCAACGCUGCCUCACGCCCGCCAUGCCUUCCCCUCAGCUCCCAAUAUCCCCAAAUCUGCCACUGCCACUUGGGGGCCCCUUAACAAAAACCUCAUGUGGAAGAACAUUUCUUUUAAGUCGUACUCGCGUGACUCCGGACACGGCGGAUCGGAGCAGGAGGAUUCUCCAAGGACCCACAGCACCAUGACCCUGGGACACGGACGCACCCGGGAACGCAGGAUCGUCGGAGUCGGUGAGGUCGCGGACAUGAUCGGCGGCGGUACCAGGUCAGGACGCAGAGCAGCAUCCCCGUACAAUCACACGUAUACGGAAAUACGGGAUGGACGUGGCGGAGGACAUCAUCAGAUCCAUGGUCAGCAUCAUCAUGGACAGCACAUACAUCUUCCUCGAGGACUCGUCCCUGAGGAUGAUCCCGUUUAUGAGGAGAUAGAACGUGGUGGAGUCGGUGAGAUCCAAGUGUCCGACAUGUCCGACGAGGAUGGUAGAAGACAGGGCGACAUGAGUCGACAGUCCUCACGUAGUUAUGGCGAUCAUCGACCACUCAUACCUUACUCUCCGGCGAAUGAUCGUAAUCUCGUUCAUUAUGGUCAGAGUGUAGAGCGGAAUCCUGUACAUUAUACACCCUCGGAGUACAGUCCGGCCCAGGAACGCACUUUGAACGCCUGCUGGGAGAAACUUGCCAGGAGACAGCAGGCUAGGUACGAGCUCGGUGAAUUGUCACGAUUGCCAGCAACUUACGGGAUGCCAGGACCCCAGCAACAGGAUCACAGUAGAACGGUUGCUGUUCUCGAUGGGCAUACGGUAGUCUGUCACCUGCAACCUCAGACGGAUAUGUACACAGGGCGUGGUGUGCCGCCACCUUCCUACAGCGAGUGUUAGGUGCUCGCCUUCCUGCUUACCGACCGAGCCCACCACCCUUUUUUCCUACCCGCGUAAUAAGCUCAAGAUGUGUAACCCAAUAAAGGGAAGCGAAUGAGAGUGAAAGUAAGAGUGAAUGAGUGAAAGAGAGUGAAAGUGAAAGAACGAGAUUGUAAAGUGCGAAAGAGAUAAAGACGGUCGUACCGAACGAUGGGCGUUGUGGCCGUUUAUAAAGGAUUAUUUUUCUGCGUCGAUACGAUACGUGCGGACGGAGUCAGUUAGCCAGGACACGAACCUAUUAACAGCAGGGUUACCGAUCGGUUCUGUGAAUUUGAGCAAAGUGCAACGACGUCGAGAUACUGAAUGCUCUCCAUAAACUUCAAUCAAUGCGUAUGGUUAUUGUGUGUCUGUGAUGCGAACACGAAACUUGUAUGAUAAUGUCGCCCUAGGGACAUCCUAAGUACAUUGCUCGAGACUCGGCCGACCGUGUAUUAUAGGAAUUGACUGGAGGCAGAACGAAAGUGGACAAAUCAUUAAUUACAAAUCGGUAUAUCAAUCUGAACCGAAACACAGUUAAUCACGUGACACGAUAAUCUGGCCUAUCUUUCAUGGCGACCGUUACGAGUAACGACGACUUUUCUUUGGAUUUUGAACAUCAGCUGUUCAAAUAACCAAAAAAUAGUAGCCAUCUGUCAUGGCUGCAAAAUCUACUUUUGACAGUAUACAUUCUGAAUAUACUUUUAAGGGGAAUAUAGGAAAUGAAGAAAAGUCGUGCUAUCCGAAGCCCGAAAGAUCGAUCAUCCAUACGGCCGUGUAUUCUAGUUGGAAUAAAAGCGUCGAGGUCGAAGUUAAGGAUAUGGCGUCGGGACGCCAGGGACGUCAUACCUUGCGGAAAUAUCGUUUGAAAUAUUUUUUUAAUAAUUUCGACGGUUUUUUCAUGACUGAAUAAUCGGCAAAUUACAGAUUGUCGCGACGCUAUGAUCUCAACUGUCGACUUGGAUGUUUUUUUUCCGUAAAAAUUGCUUUGGCACGUUACGUUCUUGUCCCAGAAUAUUAUUUUUAUAAAUAUAUAUAAAUAUAAAUAUAUAUAUAUGUAUGUAUACAGUAAUGAUAAUGCUAACGGGAAAUGUUAGUAAGAGACGUACGAUAAUAGAAGAUUUUCCGAGUGAAAAGGAAAACAAAACUUAGUCACUGUUUUUUACUAUUUUUUUAAAACGAUAUCGUAAUCGUGUUUAAUCCGUAUUUACGGAAUCCUGCGCGCUAUUUAUUUUCUAUCACUCGUCAACGUAAAAUGUGAGAAUUGAUCGAUGAGACCGACGUUAGAGCGUCGCGCCGUGUGUUCUGAUCGAUGAGCGUCGCAUUAUGCGACUUAAUAUAUUUUUUUUUUUUUCAUUCACCAGAAGGAAGGUGACAUUCUUAUGCGCCGGAUACCAUCCAACCAUAAUCAUCAUAAAUUCAUGAUGAAAGUGACGUUGACCCUGAGGACUGUCAGCCACUAAAAAUUAUGGCAGGAUCAAUAUUCUGUGUGACAAUCACAAACGAAACAAGAAUUUUACGUCUUUGCAUAACGACAAGAAUUCUUGUUUUAUUUCCACAAAGAAAAAAUAGAAACGCUGUCUCCGGCAGAUACAAAAUAAGAUACGUAAUCAAUUAUUCUUCGUUGUCCCUUUGCAAAUUUGUCGAACGACAUAUAGACAUUCUUGUAUAAAAUUUUUCAAAAUUUCGGCAAUAUGCUGAGGGUCUUCUGUGUAUACGAAAGAAAAUUUAAAGAUAAAAUAUCAGGUUCAGGGUCAUCGUCAUUGUCAUAACUACAUGAAGGAUCCGGUGAUUAAAAUUGCCGAUAGAUAGUGAUCUCCUUGAUCGAGCUGCCAUUAAAAUAGUAAUUACCGAUGGAUUCGCUCGAUCGGCCGAAUUCACAUGUAAAUUCAUUAAGUGUCCGCGCGUAACGUAUUAAGUCAUAUUAAAAAAAAAAAUCGUCAUAAGGUACCGACAUUCCAUCCGUAACGGUGUCCGAUCCUUAUUGGUGUAAAAUAGGACUUUGAAAAAAAAAAUGUGAAAAGCAACCAAUGGGAGAUCGGUACCAAUUAUUUCCGCGCGGCAAAUUUAAAGAGUCACGCGUAGUUCGCGAGGACACUUCACUUGAAUUAUUUAAUUAAUAAAUCGAGAACAACAUGCCGUUAAAGCGUUUACGUUAUUAAUUAACGAAAAUUAGUUACACGUUAUGUUAUCGUCGAGAGGUAUUUCGAACUUUGUAAAUAAUGUAAAUAGGGCUUUGUACAUGUUGAAUACUUGUAAUGUAAAUGAAAGAAGAAGAGAAGGGAAGAAAAAGAAACCGCGUAAUAAGUGAUGUGAAGAAUCUAAAAAAAAUAAGCAAGUUACUAGUAAGUAGUGAAAGGGACGAACAAUUAAUGUGACGACAAACGUUUAAGGUUUAACUUAAGUCCUAAGUAUAAUAGGUAUGUAAAUAAAUUAAGCGAGGAAGUAAAAUAUUAAAACCCAAGUAAUCGUCGGAUAUUUAUAAUGAACUCCACUAAAGUAGCGAACGGCGAGGAAAGAAAGAUUUAAAAAAAAUUGACUCAAAGUAAAACCGUGCAUCGGUCGAACGUCAUUUUUGAAAUUGAUAUGUGCAGCAUUAAUCGGAUGGACAGAUAUACAUUGCAUGUUUUAUCUUUAGCCGUUUUAUAAAGUAAUACUCCUACUCCCUCGCAAUUUCACCUUGGAAAAUCUGACAAUGCUAUUCUUCUUCUUAUUGUCACACUUGUCUAUACUGUCCAAUCGAAAUGUUUGUUUAUAUUGUCGUAAUAAUGUUUCCUAACAUUUUUUGGCCAUCACUUGGGAACGUUAAAACACAUAGAUAAGGCCAUUAAAGUUCCAAGCCACGUUUUGGCGUAAGUUAAAAUUUCCCCGUGAUUUUAUAAUUUCGGCGUGAUUUUUUUGUUCGUAGCAUUUAGACUGAAAAACAUUAUAUUUGAUUUUUUUUUUAUUUUUGUCUCAUCUGAGCAAGAUUCAGGUUAUUCUUACAAUACGUAAAUAAAGUUACAUUUGUACUGUGCA